UUCUGCUGAAAGAAAGAAACAUGCUCCUAACUCUAGAACAGGAGGCCAAGCGACAGCGAUUACCAAUGCCGAGUCCAGAGAGGUUAGAAAAGGUGGUAGAUUCCAUGGAUGCCUUAGAUAAAGUUGUCCAGGAAAGAGAAGAUGCAUUAAGACUUCUUCAGACUGGUCAAGAAAAUGCUAGACCGGGUGCUUGGAGAAGAGACCUCUUUGGAAGACUCAUCUGGCACAAGUUCAAGCAGUGGCCUUUACCUUGGUACCUAAAUAAACGAUACAAUAGGAAACGAUUCUUUGCAAUGCCUUAUGUGGAACGUUUUGUCAGACUGCAAAUUGAGAAAUAUGCCCGCAUUCAAUCAAGGAAGAAAAGUUUAAUGAAAAAGAAAGAAAAAUUUCUUCAGGAGAAGUUUCCACAUCUUUCUGAAGCCCAGAAGUCAAGUCUUGCUUAAGAUGCCUGAACUCUUA
Molecule: messenger RNA, 459 nt
Organism: Chrysochloris asiatica (Cape golden mole)
Lineage: Eukaryota; Metazoa; Chordata; Mammalia; Afrosoricida; Chrysochloridae
Gene: MRPL47
Product: mitochondrial ribosomal protein L47
Exons: 5
Coding region: 21-443 (140 amino acids)
Biological process (GO): mitochondrial translation
Cellular component (GO): mitochondrial large ribosomal subunit; mitochondrial ribosome
Molecular function (GO): structural constituent of ribosome
Source: RefSeq, a predicted model, not a curated record